AUGAGUUAUAUUUCUAGAUCUUCCUCCUCUAUGCAUGAGGUUUCUUACAUAAGAGUGGCAAACAAAUAUUGUGUUUGUGGGAGGAAAUUUGUUAUUCGAAGGUCCGAUUCAUCUUUAAAUCCACAAAGGCUUUAUUACAAGUGUGAUGCGUGUAACAAUUUCAAAUGGUGCAAAGUUGUUGUUGACGAAAGUUCGAGCAAUCAACAGCAAGAAUGUGAGAGUAGGGGAAGGGGAAGCAUGGACACAAGGGAUGGAGAAAGACAGAUGAGUAUGCAUGCAGAGUUGAAGCAAUUAAAGAAGAAGAUCAAAAGGCAGCAAAAGGUUGUUAAUGUGCUUAUAAAAUUAGGGAUAGUUUUGGUUGUAAUCAUUGUAGUUGUGUUGUUGAAGUGA
This is a messenger RNA of Chenopodium quinoa (quinoa), 390 nucleotides long. RefSeq lists its product as uncharacterized. The coding region runs from base 1 to 390 and encodes 129 amino acids. The transcript has a single exon. Lineage: Eukaryota; Viridiplantae; Streptophyta; Magnoliopsida; Caryophyllales; Amaranthaceae. The record is from RefSeq and is a predicted model, not a curated record.